GCUGAAUGAACGCGAGGCGCUGCGACGAUGCUGUGCCUACCCGGCGAGCCGGUGAAAAUGUGCAUCAAGAGCGUCGUCUGCGAGGUCCAGAGGCUCGCCGAGUACGAGAGGUACCUGGGCCAGGAGGCGCGCAGCCUCGCCCAGGAGAGCAGCGCGUCGAGUAGCGGCCAGGUCCUGCAGCGCGCGCAGCUCGAGGGCGACCUGCACCGCAUCCAGGAGCUGUUCCCCAACGAUAACCUCCGUCUGCACGAGCAGGACGUCCUUACCACGAAGCCAAAGAAUGUGGCCCGCAAGAGGAACGGCGCGAACAACGCGGCCCGACUGCCCCGUGCCGCGUCGGCCAAGUCGCUCAACUGCGGCCCGUCGCAGCCGGCCGGCAAGCCGUCGCCCGCCAGGACCUUCCUGCUGGAGACCCCGGUGCAGUUCACGACGGGAAUGCAGUCCCAGGAGCGGCACCUCUUCCUCUUCUCCGACCUGCUGCUGAUCGCCAAGGCGCGCAGCGGCGGCACCUUCAAGCUCAAGCAGUCCAUCCGGAUGAGCGAGCUCUGGCUGACGGCCAACCACAUCGAGGACGUUGCCGAAAGCAACAAAUCCCAGGAAACCAGCUUCGUCCUCGGUUGGCCCACCACCAACGUCGUGGCUACCUUCAUGACUGCGGCGGCGCGAGAUCUGUGGUGGGGCCGCCUGAGCGAGCUCGUACGCGAGGAGAGCCUGAAGGAGCCACCAGAGACCAACAUCCAGGUCGUGUAUCACGACAGCGAGACCAACACGGAAUACUGCAAGAAGAUCUUGGUGAGCUCGGAGAUGACGGCGGCCGGCUGCGUCAACCUGGCCACUCGGCUGCUGGACCUGCAGGGGCCCUUUCAGCUGUGGGCACGAACCUGCUCCGAGGAGGCGCCCUACCCGCUCAUCGGCCACGAGCGCCCCUUCGCCGUCAAGCUGUCCAAUCUGCGGCACAAGCUCUCGCUGGAGGAGGGCUUCGACCUGGAGCACUGCAACAAGAGCGGCCACGACACCUGCCACUUCAUCCUGCGGCCGAUCCUCAAGUCGCCCGCCAAGAAGAACAAAUCCAAGAUCACGGGCCUGCUGCGCAGGUCGCUCUCGCUCAACCCCAGCGUCUUCGGCGUCAACCUGUCGCGGCUGGACGAGAACGGCCUACCCAAGCCGGUGCUCGUCAUGCUGCAGCAGCUCUUCGCCAAAGGGCCCUUCACCCAGGGCAUCUUCCGCAAGUCGGCCAACGUGCGCAUCGUGCGCGAGCUCCGCGACCAAAUCGAGUCGAGCGGCGAGUCCGGAUGCCUCGAGGACGCCCCGAUCAUCGCCGUAGCCGCCCUGCUCAAGGACUUCCUGCGCUCGCUGCCGGACCCGCUGCUCACCUCCCACCUCUUCCCGCUGUGGAUGGCUAGUCUCGAGUCGGCCGAUCCGAUCAAGACCAUCAAAAGCAUCCUGGACCGGCUGCCGAAGGCCAACUACACGCUGCUGUCUCACCUGGUCUGCGUGCUGCACCACAUAGCCCGGCGCUCCAAGCACAACCUCAUGUGCGCCAGUAACCUCGGCGUGUGCUGCGGCCCGAGCCUGCUCUGGUCGCCCAGCCCCACCGUCAAUCAGAGCCGCGCGAUCCCGGCCCUCACCGAGAUGCUCAUUCGCCACUGCGAAGCGCUGUUCGGCGAGGCGGUCACCCAGUUGUUCGGCGAGGAGCGCAGCGACAGCGGCGCCGAGGAGAGCACCGACAGCCUGCACUCAGGUGGGCUUUCGCUGGACAGCCUCGACUUGACGGAGCCGCCGCGCAAGGACCACAUGUCGCUGUCCCGCGACUCCGGGUUGACCUUAUCCGACUGCCAAUCCUCGAGCAGCGGCUCGUCAGCGCCUUCACCUUCGCCGAGGUCUUUCUGCAGAGCAUCCUCGGCUCGCUGGACAGCCGCGAGCCCGGUACCCUUCGAGUUCCGAAGCGCCGUUGUCGCUCACGCGUGGCUGGAGACCGUGCUCGACGUAAUCGAGUUACUGCCCGUGGACAUCGUGAAGCGCGAGAUCUUGCCGAUCGCCACGAGCGCGCGCCAACUGUCGCAGAGCGUCAACUCGAGGAUCACUUGUUGCCGACUGCUGGGCAAGGUCGCCACUCGCCUCGACGCCGCUACCGCGAGCAAGGACGUCCUGCCGACGGCGCAGUCGCUCUGCCAGGACGUCAGCGAUGACGUGCGCGCCUGCAUUUGCCUGCAGCUGCGCUUCAUCGGCGACAGCAUGGCCGAGGACGUGGUCAAGCUGCUGCCUCUGCUCGUCCAGUUGGCCGGCGACGAGGAGAGCAACGUCAGGCAGGCGGCUAUUCAGACGAUAGGUCAUCUAUUGCCUCGGCUCAAAUCAGAUUCGGUCAAAGACAUCGUAGUGCCCCUCAUCAAGGUAGCCGCGGAAAACGCGGUCAAAGCGGAAGAGGACGUCAUAUGCGUCAUCUCACAGGAAUUUGGCAAGAUUGCACAAAUUUCUAAAAGUUACUUAACGGCGGCGGAUAAGUCAUGGUUUGUAGAGUAUUUUAUACAACUUGCGCAGAUAGGCACUCCUUCCGCGGCAAACGCGGAGGAGAAGAAGCCAGACUUUACUUUCAUCGGUAACAGCGUUCAAGUCAACGACAGAUUUGUCGAAUGCCGGCGAAGUUGCGCUUUCAACGCACCCGCCAUGUUUCAAUUUGCCUCGACUCUUCCUGAAAAUGUGGACUCGUUAAUUCCUACGUUUCGAAAUCUAGCCAGCGAUUCGUAUUUCAUGGUACGAAGAACAAUAGCGUGUGGCUUGCACGAGGUCGUCAAGGUGUUGGGAUCAAAAAGCAUACUGAUAAAAGCUGAAUUGAUAAGACUUUUGAAGGAUAGUAACGAGGAAGUAUUACAAGGCUUAAUUCCACACGUGUCGGAGAUAUUGGACGUGUUGCAGCAAAAUCAAGUCAUCGGAGCGGACCAAACGGACGCGUCGACAAUAGAUCUAGGUAGGGCAUUAAUAAAAUGCGAAUCAGAAGUCUCGUCGACGAACAAUUGGCGAUUAUCGGCGCUCAUGCUCAAUCAACUGGAAAUAUUGCCAAAGUGUUUUAGUAGCGACUUUAUCUAUACAUAUGUGGUGCCUAUCAUUAGGAAAAGAGUUUUGUACUCGAGACCAUUACCAGUACGUUUAGCCGCUGGCAAAACUCUACUUAUAUUUCUGCGGUAUAAUUUGAAGUCACAGCAGAGAGUCGACAUAAGGAACCAAAUUUGCACAGACUUUGCUCACGCGAGCAGCUGCUACAUGCGCAUGAUAUUCAUUAGGAUGAUGAUCGAUGCUACUAUGAUAUUCUCGUCGAUGUACUUUAAAGAGCACUUUUGCUCGACUUUGUUAAGUUUAAUGGAAGAUCCGGUUGCCAAUGUGAGAUUGAAAGUCGUUACGCUUGUUCCUACGAUUAAGGCUUGUCUCCGGUUACCGGCCGAUAAAAAGUUGUUGUCUACUCUAGAAACCAACGUGCGAAACUUAAUGAGUAAUGAGAAAGACAGAGAUGUGUCAGCUGCUCUUACGGAGGCGGCGUGUCAAAUGGAUAGUAUUGAAGUUCGAGUCGACAGUCAACCGUCACCUACGAAACUUGGCAGGUACGAUUCCGAAGAUAUGAAGAAGUACGAGGAAGAGAAAAAGAUCGAAUCAAUGUUAGGAGGAGCGAACACGACAAACGUCAGUAAUCUCAUUAAAAAGCCAAAUGCUUUGAAAUUACCGCCAACAAGCCGUGCGCCAGCUCUCACUUCUGGCUCUGAGUCACCGGUAAGGCCGACGGUCAAACCCAAGGGUGGUGAAUCUCCGAAAUCAUCUACUCCGCCUAGCAGGCCGUCGCUAGUCAGACAAAUGUCCACGACCACUCGACAAGUGCCAGAUCUUCCUAAAGCUAGUACGUCUAGCGACAUCUUGACCACCUCGAGUUGGUCAAGAUUCACGUGUAACAGCUCUCAACUAGGUCAACAACAACAGCCAUGGGAAAGGGCUAUAUCGUCCUGUCAUAACAUCACACUAACAUUGACUAACCCAACAUACAUGAUGGCUAGCGAUUAUUCGACGGGCCAGCAGCAGCAGCAGCACCAUCACCACCACGGCGCGCACUGCAGCUGUUACGAACUGGCCGAUCGAAUCUUCCGAACGCAAGCUUUCUCACCCGAGCAUCACAAUAAUUACUCGCGGUCCGACUCGAUUCAUUGCUCCUGCCUGAACGGCUCGAAUUACCUUAAAACUACUAAUCUUUUUCACACCAAGCACGACUACAAGUUUUCCGAUUUCACCAAGAGCUCGCUAACCAGCAUGAGGGACGACAAGAACGACAUGAUGCAAGACUCGAUGUUCUCGCGCUCGAGUCUCGCUAACAAAUACCGAUCGCCGGAUAUCGGCGCCUUCCAAUCCCAAUAUAAUCCAUACUGGACUUUUAGCUCGAUGCCGGAGAUACCGGUGACGCUGGUCGACGACGAGUUCAUGGUCGACGCCGGCAUCAGAAUUCCGUCGCAGCUCGGUUCCAACCAGAGCACCUCCAAAAUACCCAAUCUGGAAGAUAUCAUUUACAGAAAUAAAAAGCUCACCAACACCGACAGGCUGAGAAGAAGCAACACCGCCUUCGACAAGAGCAAGCAGUUCAACUUCGCUCUGCGAAAGGGCUUCUCCCUCGACUACGAAGACCCGGUCAGUCAGCCAGCGUCGAUGGCGAACAAUCGCGACUCCUCCUCGUCGUACUCGUCUCAAACGAGCCCGGAGGACAGGCCGAAAAGCAGCGGCAUCGGCUCGCAGAACAGAGCGCGCUUCGGCUUCGAGAUGCAGGCCCAGAGGAAAGCCAUGCAAGAGGACAAGGCCAAGCAGCGCAACUCGAUCCUCGUCGAGAAGGACCGCAUGAAGCCGCUGCAGCCGAGGAACAACAUCGGCGAGAAGAGCAAGAGGCACUCGGCUGGUUACGCUGGCGUGAAGCUCCCGGAGAGCAAGGAGACGACCAACAAGCUCGUCAAGUUCAAGCGGCACAGCAUCGAGGUGCCGGACUACCACCCCGACAGAAACACCAGCGCCUCGCGCAACAUCCGCAGACUCAACACCCUCGACGUCAACCACAAUCAAGGUCUCAGCAAAAUUCCCGUGCGAAGCAUUCACGUUUCUGGCAGUCGAACUGCGCCGGUCACCAGAACUUCCAGCCCCAUACGGGUCGAUCCCGAGCUCUUUCAGAGCGUCGCUUACAAGAGCUCCGAGGGCUUCUCGCAGGAAAGGCGCCUGAGGAGAUUCAGAUCCAGCGACGAGGAAGUGGACAAGCUAUGCCAGAAAUUCUGACAGAGUGGUCGACCUGACAGUCCGCUAUGAGCUACAGACAUAUCCGAGUAGGCUUUUUCAAGCCGCAUGUUUCGUAUGUUACGUGAAGUCGGCGCGCGUUUUUUGCUAAUCGUUAUACUUGCCAAUUGUUUCGUAAAAGGAAGAGGAAGAAGUCGACGAGCAAUUUGUUGCGACGCAACAGCUACGAAAAUCUUUCGUUUUCCAAGUAGUCAUUUUUCCCGUGACAACUGCGUACGGUACUUGUACGUGCACUCGCGGCGAGCGCGCUUUUUUGUUCAUUUCACGGCAACACACACGAACACAUCAACGAACACGUGUCUGUAUCUCAACAAUAACAUUCGAUUUAACGAGCGAUACGCGUGCGCGUGCGUAAACUCGACUGUGCCUAAAUUAGCAAUUGUUUAUUCCAAGAAUAUUUUCCAAGUAAAUAUCGUUACGCGAUUAAGCAUUUUUCUAUGUAUAACUUCGUCUUGUCGAAUUUUAGCCUUCCUCUAUGUAUUAGUCGUAGUUACCAGUUAUGAACGUUAUAACUGAAACUUAUAGUACCUGGCAAAAAAUGAGAGUUAAUGCAGAUUCUAUCGUAGAUUAACAUAAUCAUUCUGUACUUAUUAUUAGUUAUUUCAGGGCCACUCGACAGUGCUUAAACAAUUUUUCGUUUUUAACGGAUCGCAUGCACUGACUUGUGAUAUAUAAUAUUUAUAUAUAUUGAAUUUUCAAAUUCAAAUUUCCAAAAAUGUAUACGAAUCUCAUACCUGAAGCGCAUACAGGGUAUUUCAAACAUCAAAAGAAAAAAAAGAAAAAUGUGUCAAGUCAUUAUUUUACACAAACAAGUAUCGAGUUUCAUCGAAGUUCACACACACAAACACACACACGACUGCGAAGAAUUUGUGAUUUGUUUGUAAACAACAUUGCGAGAUUCAAGAUAACAAAUUAUGAUAAAUAUCAACGAUACGUAACGCAAUUUUUUCGAUAAUCUUCUACAUAUCAAAAUGAUACUUUUCCAUACACCAGUAAUCUCACAAUAGCCUCAAUGUGUCUGACUUGUUUAAAAUAUUACGAACGGAUCUACCUUCGAAUGAUGCUCGAUAUAAACGAACAACUUUGGAUAUAUUUUGAAAAAAAAUUAUUUUCAAUCUUGCCUAACUUUGAGAGAAAAAUAUGUGUCUGCGACAUAAAAAAAGACUUUCUAGUGUUUUCAGAAGUAAAAAGUCCGGACGUAGAAUUAUUACAGUAUAGUUUAUACAAUUUUUACAUAACAGUAGUAUUAAUCCUUAGAGCAUUUUAACGCAUGUGUUUAACGUAUGUGUACUUUUAGAGGAGCGCAAAGUACUUAUUUUAAGAGUCUUUAUUUUUAGCGUCUUAACUCGCUCCUACUUAUAUAUACGUUGAUUUUGCGUUUAAAGUUACAGCUAGAUAAACAAAGGGCAUUUCCUCGUGUUUUUUUAACGUUAGAUCAAAAGGAUUAUUCGCAUUAAUGCUUUUUAUGACGUCCACGAGGUACUUGAGCAUAUUUGACAAAUAUUAAAAAAAAUAUAAGUAACGUUAUUCAUUAUGAAUGAUUCAAGUGAAAGACUGUCAAAACAAGAUUAAUAUUUACAUUUUAUUAAACAAAAUGAAUAUUUAGUGCAUUCAUCGUGCAUUACAAACCUUCCUUCCAGUUACUCACACCAAUUAUUAUAAUGUAUUGGCCAGUUUAUAUCUCAGUUCUUUUGUGAAAGUGAGAGCCGCGUGAAAGUUAAAAAACUAAAUCAAUAAUCCUCUACUCGUACGUGCAGGUUACAACUUUUUGACAUUUUCAUUGAUGAACAAGUUGUAGUUUUCAUUUUUUCACGGUUUUUCAAAUUCCUGUAAAAAAGAACUUUCCAACUUCGUAACCAAAAUCCGAAGAAUUACUUUUGAUUUCAAUAGGUAGAUGGGCGACUCUGCGUAGAGCAUAGAUUUUUAUAAAAUUUAAAAAAAAUGCAUUUCGUGAAUUCUAUUUACAGUAUGCGAAGUGGAAUGUCUAAUAUUUUGAAGAAAUUUUUAUACAUUGUUGUAACAAUGUCUGUUGAGAGAAAAAACGAACCAUAUAUAUACACAUAACAUACCGUCAGAAAUAGCCAGUCUGAUGCGUUUAUUAAAAUUAGUUAGAUGAAUGUUUAAAAGAGAGAUUUUUAAAUCUGUUUAGAGACAAAACAUGAUAUGAUGUACACCAAAAGAAAAACACUACUUAGAAUGACUAGUAUGUACGAAGUUUUGCUGAUCCGCUGAGAUUUAUAUAUAUUUUAGCUAAUAAGUCUCUUCAAAUAAUACAAGUAAAACAAAGAAAUAAUCUAACCGACGGUUAUUCAUUGUACGUUUUAUGUAGACAAAGCUCGGAGGUACGUCGGCCAAGAAACCGCGACAGUCACAGACCCACGUGACAAAGACACAAAACUCGACCAAAACUGGAAAAUCGGAGAAGCCGAUGAGCGCGCGCAAGAUCUGAAAAGUCCCUCCGAUUAGCGCUAGAUAAGUAUAUAUAGAUACGUAGCAACUUACUUACCGUGCGCAUUGUACGAUAUAUAUAUAUACACA
Phymastichus coffea is the source of this 7845-nucleotide messenger RNA. RefSeq lists its product as uncharacterized. Gene Ontology annotation, cellular component: cytosol; protein serine/threonine phosphatase complex. Gene Ontology annotation, molecular function: protein binding; protein phosphatase regulator activity. The record is from RefSeq and is a predicted model, not a curated record. Gene Ontology annotation, biological process: signal transduction. NCBI's taxonomy places the organism in Eukaryota, Metazoa, Arthropoda, Insecta, Hymenoptera, Eulophidae. The transcript is spliced from 21 exons. The coding region runs from base 28 to 5289 and encodes 1753 amino acids.